AUCCAGGGCUGACAACCCAUCAUCAGGCCCAGCAAAACCCUAAACUACGAUUAAUUGACAACCGUCGAUUGCCACCCUCUGCGCGAAUAUAAUCCUCCCCUUCGGAACUAGGGUUUUGGCUGCCUGCACUUUGCACAAACGGAAUCCAUCGCCUCUGCGGCUUAUAUAUCUGAUAAAGCUCCUCCCGGCCUAUUCAUACUGCUUCCGGCAACAAGAUGGCGACCCAAAUGAGCAAGAAGCGAAAGUUUGUCGCUGACGGAGUGUUCUUUGCCGAGCUUAACGAGGUUUUGACCAGGGAGCUCGCCGAGGAUGGCUACUCCGGCGUUGAGGUUAGGGUUACACCUAUGCGGACUGAGAUCAUUAUCAGGGCCACCCGCACCCAGAACGUCUUGGGGGAGAAGGGAAGACGUAUUAGAGAGCUGACUUCGGUUGUUCAGAAGAGAUUUAAGUUCCCUGAGAACAGCGUUGAGCUGUAUGCUGAGAAGGUGAACAGCAGAGGGCUUUGUGCUAUCGCCCAGGCUGAGUCUCUUCGCUACAAGCUCCUUGGUGGUCUUGCUGUUAGAAGGGCGUGUUAUGGUGUGUUGAGGUUUGUCAUGGAAAGUGGCGCCAAGGGAUGCGAGGUGAUUGUUAGUGGAAAGCUAAGGGCACAGCGUGCUAAAUCCAUGAAGUUCAUGGAUGGUUACAUGAUCUCUUCUGGGCACCCAGUCAACGAAUACAUUGACUCUGCUGUGAGACAUGUCCUCUUGAGACAGGGUGUUCUUGGUAUCAAGGUCAAGAUCAUGCUCGAUUGGGAUCCCAAGGGUAAACUUGGCCCUACAACUCCUCUCCCUGAUCUUGUCACCAUUCACCCACCCAAGGACGAGGAGGAGUAUAUGAGGGCUGCUUCUAUGCCUGCUCCAGCAGUCGAGGCCGAGAUUCCUCCUCCUGUUGCUGUUGCAGUUGCUUGAAGAUGCUCGUAUCAUGCCUUUUUGAGUCUUCAGCUCAAUGCUGCCUAGACAACAAUUAAAAAGUUUCCAUGUCGAGGAGUUAAUUUUAGGUCUGUUGUCUACUUAGUACUUGUUUUUGACAUUUCUUGUGACAAAUUUUGUUUUGAUAGCAACCGGAUAUAUGGUAUCUCAAGUAAACUCCAUGGCAUGUGUUUUAAGCUUUGCUAAGUUACUACCUGUUUACAGUUCUUGCUGUUCUGUUAUAUGCUUGUGAAGUUCCUCUGUUCCUGGAAAGGCGAUGCUGCAGCCUGCAGAAAUGUUAAUAAACGUGCUAGGAUGCCGAUUUCACCUCUCCGACAUGCUCCUCCAUUAACCCGACGACAUUGGCCAUCUUCGCCGGCCAACCAACUCUCCCAGUCCCAGAUUGGUCCCUUUUGUAGCUUAACAAUCUAAUUUGGGCUGGACAAACCAUGCUAAUGAAACACUGCCAUCAAUCAGGCAUUGAAUUCUCGACAGGUUGGGAUCAUUGCCUUUACCAAAGUAAGCAAGUUUACAUAUUUCGCUUCUAGUUCUAGAGACCAUAAUUAGAUUAUCAUAUAACCUUCCGCGGCAGAGAAGAUGAUAGAUUUUUUCACUGAGAAAGGAGAGCCGAACAGAUUACACUGAGAGCAAUUAACAGUAGAAAGAACA
This is a messenger RNA of Linum trigynum, 1616 nucleotides long. The record is from the annotation of a GenBank genome assembly. NCBI's taxonomy places the organism in Eukaryota, Viridiplantae, Streptophyta, Magnoliopsida, Malpighiales, Linaceae.